UACUUUACUUGACGUUACUUACAAACAAGCCAAAUUCACUGAAAAAAAACAGGAUAGUUGUACUUUGAAUCUAAUUUCAUCAGCCACUUAUCUCUGUUGACUCACAGGUCACUACAUUGCAGAUACAGUCGGACUGGAGAGAAAUCCUUUUCUUGUAAAGCAGAAUAAAACUCAAAUGUCUCCAUGUUUUGUUGUUUGACGCACUUAACAAUUAGUGUCGAGCUUUUGUAGUUUUCAUCAUCACACUACAACCUACAACCUUUGUAAACGCACUACUUUAACAUGAGUAAUUUGAAAGCACUGGUUGGUUAACAGCAUUGCUACUGAAAUGUCUCUGGAUAUCCUGCAGGAACACUUUUGGGCUAUUUUUAAAUCAAACAACUAAUCGCAAAAGGCGAUUUAGGCACUUUAUACGUGACUUGGACGACUUGACAGCGGCUUAAUAGCAGAAGGGGUAAAUGGUAAGUCAGGGGUUAAAGGUUGAAAGUGACGUUUGAAAAAGAGACGGAGAAACAGUGAAAGAGAGAUUUUUUCCUCUGGGGACAAAGUGGGACUGUUCUCCGUUCAUCAUGGAUUUCUCCCCUGGGGUUCUGCUCCUGUUUUCUCUGUUAUGUUCAGCUGCUGGUCAGGCUCCCGAGGUCUCCGUGGAGCCCCGGGCUGCUACUGUGCACCAAGGGGAAUCCGCCAGCUUCAGAUGCCAGGUGCAGGGAGGCGCACAGCCCAUCCAACUGAUGUGGAAGAAAGCCAAUAACAAUAACCAAGCAUUACCAGACAAUGUCAAGACCGGUCCUGACGGCUCCGUGCUGACGGUCGCUACCGCCGGCCCCGAAAACCACGGGCAGUACCGCUGCACGGCGGUCAACUCUGCAGGCCGCGGCGCCGCCACGGCUGUGCUGAACGUCAAAUAUGCCCCUAAAGUGCACCUGACACCUGCAGGGCCCCUGCGAGUCAGGAUGGGAGACCCUGUCUCAGUGGAGUGCCGGGCCAAAGGAAGGCCACGGCCCACGCUGACCUGGAAACGCCAAGGCUCCACCCUGCAGCUGGUUACCAAGGAGACCAAUGAUGUCAACACCAUACAGUGGGCUGCAAUACAUCAAGACGACUCGGGGAUUUAUAUUUGCCAGGCUGAAAACAAUGAGGGGGUGACAGAGGUCAAAGUUCAGGUCAUUGUUGUGGGGCAGCCGGGGGCACCAGUGGCCACAGUGGGCACAACAGAAAUGACAGUGGUGGAGGGACAAACAAUCACAAUGGAGUGCGAGGCCACCGGCUCCCCUCCUCCGGUCGUCACCUGGUCCAAGCUGCGAGCGCCGUUGCCGUGGAAACACUCAAUGGUUGGUGGAGUAUUGACACUGCCCAGCGUGGGACGCCAGGAUUCAGGACAAUACAUCUGCAAUGCAACCAACACCCACGGCUACAGUGAAGCGUACACGCAGAUGGAGGUGGAGAGUCCCCCGUACGCCACCUGCCUGCCGGACCAGGCGAGGCUCCGGCCCGGGGACGCGCUGCGCCUCCAGUGCCUCGCCCACGGCUCUCAUCCCAUUGGGUUCGAGUGGAGCCGUGAGGGCAGAGCCAGUCUGCCUCCGGGGGCCCACGCCACGAAGGACGGAACGCUGUCCGUCGCCCACGUCAAACUGGGGGACAGCGGGACGUACAAAUGCGUGGCCACCAACCACGUCGGCUCCAGUGAGGCUCUGGUCAAGGUCAUCGUAAAAGCUUGAUCCAAUGUGGUCUGAUUGACAAACCAUCCACGCCAAAAGGUGGUGUUGUUGCCAUCAAUGCGUUUUAACAGCUGAUACUGUGAAAAACACAGAUCAGUAUAUUUAAUAGAUCCAUAUAUUUUGAGCCAUGAAAGCGAAUGAUACCAACGCUGUAGUUGCUGUUACCGUGGGGUUAAGUUUGUACUUUUAUAGACAACUGAUAGUUGCCAUUGUUGCUUCAGCCUCAUAUCUCCGUUGGGACGGCUUUUUCUCUGGAACUCAGCCUGUGUGUGGGAGUUUGUCCUUGAGGAAUUCCUCUCGUCUGCCUCCUUUCAUGCGAUCUGCUGAGUCGACACUGUUGCACUUCCAAACACAAAGAAGUGGUCUGAUCGAAUGUAAGAGCCCUCAUUAUGCCAUUGAAUCCAAAUCGAAAAAGACCGAAUAAAAGACGUUACAUUCAUUUCAAUGACAAA
Molecule: messenger RNA, 2170 nt
Organism: Gasterosteus aculeatus aculeatus (three-spined stickleback)
Lineage: Eukaryota; Metazoa; Chordata; Actinopteri; Perciformes; Gasterosteidae
Gene: sid4
Product: secreted immunoglobulin domain 4
Biological process (GO): axon guidance; dendrite self-avoidance; homophilic cell-cell adhesion
Cellular component (GO): axon; plasma membrane
Molecular function (GO): cell-cell adhesion mediator activity
Source: RefSeq, a predicted model, not a curated record